Eimeria maxima is the source of this 5358-nucleotide messenger RNA. RefSeq lists its product as hypothetical. Gene Ontology annotation, biological process: microtubule-based movement. Lineage: Eukaryota; Apicomplexa; Conoidasida; Eucoccidiorida; Eimeriidae. Gene Ontology annotation, cellular component: dynein complex. Gene Ontology annotation, molecular function: dynein light intermediate chain binding; ATP binding; dynein intermediate chain binding. Bases 1 to 5358 code for a protein of 1785 amino acids. The transcript has 19 exons. The record is from RefSeq and is a predicted model, not a curated record.
AUGGCGUCUCCCACAGCGGGCGGUUUGUGUGGCGAGGCCGCUCGCGGAGAGGGAGUGGCCGAGCAGUCGAUCGGCGGAACAGCCAUCCGUUUCCAAGAGCCAUUGGAUCGCUCUCCUCCAAGUUCCGAUUUCUCAGAAAGUAGCGGCACGACGAACAGCGACGACGGUGCGCUGGAGUGUGAUGUUGGCCCCUGUGAAGCGAGAGAUUUUCAAACCCCUGGGCAGCUUGCCCUAGAGCCUCCAAAGCAGCAGACCGUACCCAGCCUUGUUGCAGAAACAUUACGACGCACAGCACCGUAUGGCUUAGUUCAGAGCCCUAAAUGGUCUUUACCCUCCCCUACGGAGGAGGAACCCAAAGGAGAGUACCGACGGCGGCGCCGCCCAACGCCGAUCCUGCAUUCGCUAUUAAGUGAUCGUGAGCACAGAGCCAACGAAUCUGCAACCAGGAAGACGAGACGCAGCCGUGCGAAGUCUCUUGCAGCACUUCAGCACAUACCUACGUCAGAAUCAACGGUCCCCAAGCACGUGAGCUUCCUGUACGACACGUACAUGAACAACUCGCCUUCAGCAGCCGAUCGCGGUACGAAAAAGAGUACCAACUCCGCUGGAGCGGUGGAGAAGCUUAUGCCAAUGCACACCGAAAAUGAAAGUUCUGCAACACAGAACCAGGAUUUGGAUGAAAAUGGCUACGCUGACUUGACAAAAGUGAGAACAGAGCGAGACGCUGUGGCGUUCUUCGCGCGACACGGGAGCACAACCAAAACUAAGUUUCUCUUCUGUAAUAGGGCGCCCACAGACCCACUGGAGUUCGAGCCCUACAAGCUUGUGGUUGUGCCACAAACUCAAGUUAACCCCGAGCAUUUUACUAUAUCGGAAACGGCAGUCAUGCACAUUUGCCCGGGAAAACCGUCUGAGUGUUUUCGCCAAGAUGAGUGGAUGCGGCAAGCGUUCAUUCACUCUCUCCUGCGGACCCUUUCGUUUUUCAAGACCUUUGUUGCCCGCAAAGUCUUGUGUCUGUGGAGCCAUGAAUCGAGAAAGCACGUAUUCGAGGAGCGGAGGGUAAUGCUGUGCAGAACGCUCUUUAUAGCAAAACCCAUUUAUGCCGAACACCUUAUGCAAAUCCACAAAGUCCUUGCCGGCGUCAGCGAGGUCAAAUUGGUUGAGCUGCAGCCUGGACUAUACGAUAUUUCCCAAUUUACUGCGCAGCAGCACACUUUGCGCUCGGACCCGAAGAUUGGAGCAAGCAAGGCGUUGGAGGUCAAACAGGGGGAAGCACGAGCUUUGCUUGUUGAGCUAAUGCAAAAGCUUCAAGAGGCAACGCAGCUGCCGGAAGUUGACCCGAUGCACGCCUGCUCCUCAAGUAAGGGCAAAUCCAUCUUUCAGGCAAAGCGAGAGGCAGUAGAACAACAGCGACUUAUCCGGCAGGCGUACAAGAACCAGGCGCUUUUCGGGCAGUUCGUUCUUCUAGUAGAUCUCAUUUUCACCAUGAGGCUAGCCAAGGCCGUCACCAAGGCCGCAGCCAAAAUGUUGGAGCGUCUUGGCACGGAGGAAACUUGUGCGAAACUGUUUUCUGUCAAUGUUUGCUUUGGGAGUACUAAAGUAGAACUUGAUCCGGGUCGUCCAGCUUUUGUCUCCAUGCACCGCGAGUGGCAAAUAUAUGAGUAUGGAGAGAACUGGGAUGAAGCUGCAUUCGCUGACUCAGUCAUUGGGCAUGAUGAAUUGUCUACUGAGAUGGAGCUUAUUUCAGAGUUUGAAGAGAAGCUUGACAAACUUAAUCCAGUGCACGUUGUUGGGCUGUUCUCAAUAGAGGCACGCAGCCUCAAAUCAUCGCUGCAGCCUAUUACAGAGAAGGCGCUUACUUUCAUGAAACGGCUUCUGUGGAAACUCAUGAAAGAGCACGUACGAAGUACUGCGAGUCGAUUCGAAUCCAUAAACAAACGACUAGAUGAACGGCCUACGAAGCUGAUCCCUUUUGCUUCUUUCGUGAGUAGCUGCAAUGAGAUCAAGGCACAAAUUGAAGACCUUGACCGGGAUAAGGCAGCUGCUGAAGAAAUGUUUUCUUUGUUGAAGCAAUACGGUGUUCGGUUGGCUGUUGAAGACACAAUUCAACUUGAAAAUAUGCUGAAGAGUGCAAAUGACUUCGAGACAUUCAAGCUUCUGGAUGCAGCGGAGCAUAUAAGGAAUAAUCUGCAAACCAUGAAGGUUGAGCUGAGGGCAAAGGCAGAAGAGGUUGAGAAGGAGAUGCAGGGGCUUAACAAACUCGUCAAAGAUGAGGAGUUCUCCAGGAUAGAAGCCCUGGAUAAUGCGACGAAAUCGUACGAGCAGUUGAAAACAUACGAACAGCGCAUCAACUUCGCCUAUGGCAAGGCCGAGACCCUGAGAGGUAUGGCGGAGCUCCUUGUUCCAGAGGCUCCUGCUGUUAUUUCCAAGGAAACAGAAGCGACGCUCCGACUUAUCAAGCCCAAAGUGGAAAUGUGGCACCAGAUUUGCUCGUGGCAGACCGAUACAGCUAAGUGGCUUGCCGCACCUUUGGCUUCGCUGGAUGCUGAGGAAAUUGAAGUUGGGAUAAAGAAGUACAUGAAGGAAGCCUGCAUAGCUCUGCAGAACUUUCCAGGAGACCCCGUUGCAACGGAAUUUAAAAAGGAAGUUGAAAGCUGGCUGCUGCGUCUGCCGCUUAUCUUGGAUUUGGGGAAUCCCGCACUUAAGAGGCGGCACUGGGAAACUAUUUUUGAGGAACUUGAGAUCCCCGGCACGGAAGAGUCUACGUGCUUGAGACAACUGGAGGAAAUGGACAUCUUUUCUAAACGCGACUUCAUUAACGAAGUUUCUACUCUUGCCUCAGUGCAACAAUCUCUCAGCCAAACGAUGGACAAGAUUACGGAUGUCUGGGAAACACGAGAGCUAUUAGUGAAACCCUUUGACGAAGAUCCGAACGCCUUUAUCCUAGGUGAUAUAAGCGAAUUGCUCUCUAUUGUAGAAGAUCAUCAAAUAUCUGUGCAACGCAUGUUGCACAACCCGUAUGUAGGGGUUCUUAAGGAGAAGGUGGAAUUGUGGGCUGGAAAGCUCGAUGUUGCUCAACAGGUCUUGGAGGAACUGGCACAGCUUCAGCGUCAAUGGAUCGGGCUACAGAGCAUUUUUGGCAGUGUGGAGGCCUUGGAACAGCUGCCUGAUGAUGCAGAGGCAUUUGAACAGGUCGACGGAUUUUGGAGAGCAUAUCUGAGGAGAAUCAGAGGCGAACAGUCUAAUGCUAUAACAGUUGUGGAAGAGGAAGGCCUCUACGAACUUCUAGCUGAUAAAAAUGGAAUAUUGGCUGCGGUGCAGCGCAAGCUGGAGGACUACCUUGACCUGAAACGGACGGCCUUUCCCAGGUUUUAUUUUCUAUCUAGAGAGGAGCUGAUUAAGAUCGUAUCUAAGGCUAAACAGCCCAACGCUCUGCAGCACAGCUUUCAAAAGUGCUUUGAUGGAAUCCGUGCUGUUGCUGUGACAUCAAAUGGAACCACGAUAGAAGGCCUCUACUCUGCAGACGGGAAUAAACUUGAACUGGACUCGCCCGUCAGUGCCCUUACUCCAGUCGAACAAUGGUUUACCGCACUCGAAGUUACUAUGAUAGCAUCUUUGAAGCGUCGCCUAAAGGCCGCACUACAAAGUCGUGCUGGUGGGGAGCAGGAAGUGCAACAGUGGUUGUAUGAGCACCCUGCCCAGUGCAUUUUAACGGCAGCAAUGAUUCACUGGUGCUCCAAUACAGAACAUGCUCUUCAACUCAUGGAAUCGGAAGGAUACUACGCAGCUUUGGAAGCUCGUCUGCAAGAAACGAGCAAUGAUAUUCAGCAGCUUGCGCUCCUCAGUGCGCAGACAGAGGACCCAUCAACUCAAACUUUAGCCCAGUCUCUUCUUGUUUUGAUGGUCCAUGCACGUGACAUCCUUAAUACUCUGCUUCAAUCAAAAUCCAUGGGACCUUCAUGCUUCGAAUGGACAAAGCAGCUACGUUACUAUUGGCAUUCUGGGGAAGAAGACUGUGACAUAGAACAGCUCCAAGCAAAGUUCCGAUAUAGGCACGAGUAUCUUGGCUGCGCCUCGAGACUAGUAAUCACUCCGCUGACAGACAAGUGCUUCAUAACGCUUACCUCUGCAUUACAUCUUGGAUACGGAGGAGCACCGGCGGGGCCGGCAGGAACAGGCAAAACAGAAACAGUGAAGGACUUGGCAAAAGCUCUUGGUGUGCCGUGCCUUGUAUUUAACUGCUCGAAGGAAUUGGACCACCAUGUAAUGUCCCGACUGUUCAGAGGCCUUGCUCAAACUGGGGCGUGGGCCUGUUUUGACGAAUUCAAUAGGAUUGAUAUAGAGGUUUUAUCAGUCGUUGCGCAACUUCUUCUGAAGAUCCAGACGGCCAUACGAGCUGAGAAGGACGUAAUUGAAUUCGAUGGAGGGAGCACUCAUAUUGAUAGCAGGCAAGCACAAGGAAGAGUUUCUACCUUACUGUUUCUUGCCUCAUCCACAGACCUGGUAUCGAUGGGAGUGCAUGCACUGGUACUUUGCUUAUUGUGUGCAAUUCAGGGGGAGGUGAAGAAGAGGCUACCUGGGCUGGACGAAACAGGGGCUAUGAUGCACGCGCUCCGAUCUAUAGUGCCAAGACUUGUCAUGGACGAUGUGCCUGCAUAUUUGGGUCUUGUUGCUGAGAUGUUCCCUGAGCAGAAAGUACCAGAGGCAUCUGAUGAUCCCUUGAAACUCGCAUUUGAAGGAAUCCUUCAAGAAGAGCACCUCCAGCCUCUACCUAGGUUUGUGGAAAAAGCAAUGCAACUGUACCAGACCCAACAACUCAGGCACGGCGUGCUAGUGGUGGGGGCUCCGGGAGCUGGGAAAUCAACGCUGAUCCUCGGAUUGUCAAAAGCGCUAUCCCAAGUUAACGCAAAACAUGAGACUCAGAUGUCUGCUGAGAAUGCACACCAUGAGUCUACAAAGAUAGGCAUUAAAUGCGAGGUGUUAAGGGUAAAUCCUAAGGCAAUGGAGGAGACGCUGCUCUUCGGAAGGCUGGACCCCAACACCACCGAGUGGCUAGACGGAAUCGUAGCAUCACGGGUUAGGGACGCCCUUGCCUCACAAAGCAGUGCCCACAGUUGGCUUGUUCUUGACGGACCUUUAGAUCCUAACUGGGCAGAGAACUUGAACUCUGCUCUGGAUGACAACAAGCUCCUAUGCCUCAGCAAUGGCGAGCGCAUUCUCUUGCCGAGCAACCUCAAAAUUUUCUUCGAAGUUGCCGUGGGUAUUGAAUCAUGCCACACGACAGGAACCAAGAUUCAUUGGUUACUGCUGCACCUCUAUUUGCCCAUUGGCAUUUAUGUGGAAAUGAGAAAACGUUAA